Messenger RNA from Oryza brachyantha (malo sina), 2760 nucleotides. Its product is annotated as diacylglycerol kinase 2. The coding region runs from base 29 to 2152 and encodes 707 amino acids. Gene Ontology annotation, molecular function: ATP-dependent diacylglycerol kinase activity. NCBI's taxonomy places the organism in Eukaryota, Viridiplantae, Streptophyta, Magnoliopsida, Poales, Poaceae. The record is from RefSeq and is a predicted model, not a curated record. The transcript is spliced from 7 exons.
CUGAGGCUGUCAAGCCUGGCUAACUGGGAUGGACCUUGUGGGAUCGCUGCUAGUGAACAUGUCUCACUUGGUUGACACCUCGGGGCUCCAGUUCUUUGGCUGGCUCAUCACCGCCGGCUCCGUCGGCCUCGCAGCUCUUAUCUACGCCCUCCUCAGGCUACAGAGGGCGGCGUCGCUCUACUGGAUCAAGGCGGCCGCCAGGGAGAAGAAGGCGGCGUGGAAGGCCUUGAGGUGCCCCAGCUCCAGCCACACCUGGACCGAGGACUACUUCCGCGGUGGCCACCCUUCGACGUGCUGCGUGUGCCUGUCGUCCCUGAGUAGCACUCAGGGUGUCGGCUCUCGGGGUGCUGAUGCUGUUGUGGUCCACCGGUGCUCGGUUUGUGGGGUGGCAGCCCAUUCGGGCUGCUCGCGGCGUGCUGAGAAGGACUGCAAGUGUGUUUCACAGCACGGUGCUUCCACUUUGCUGCAUCACUGGUCGGAGAGGUGGGUGGAGGUGGAUGACAACCCAGAGAUGUCCUCUUUCUGCUACUACUGCGAUGAGCCAUGUGGUGUGCCAUUUCUUGGUGUCUCUCCUAUAUGGCGCUGCCUGUGGUGCCAGCGGCAGAUCCAUGUUGAUUGUCAUGCAAAGCUGUUAAAGGAGACUGGGAAUACUUGUGAUCUAGGCCUUCUUAGGAGGCUCAUUGUCCCUCCUCUAUCAGUGAAGGAGGUUGGCCAAGGACCAGCAAUCACUGGAAUGUUCAACUCAAUCAAGGAAGGUCUCGUCACUUCAUCAGUUAGGGGGAGGAUCAAGAGGCGAGGCAACAAGAAACGCAUAAACAACCAACCUGGUGGUAAAACAAGUGUGGUUCCCACAAACAGCUCAAUCCUUGAUUCUGUACUGGAAGGGUUUGCUAGACUGCAGAACUUGGAUGGAAAGUAUGCGCUGACAAACCAUAAGUUUACUGAGAAUUCUCUCAAGCAAACACAUGGAUAUGGCAGUCCUAAUGGAGGGAAAAAGAAGUAUGAAAUUGUUGAUUUGCCACAAGAUUCAAGGCCACUGCUUGUUUUCAUCAAUGGCAAGAGUGGAGGACGGAGUGGGCCUUCUCUUAGAAGAAGACUCAACAUGUUGCUAAAUCCUAUCCAGAUAUUUGAGCUAAGUGCUUCUCAGGGACCUGAAGUCGGAUUACAAUUAUUCCACAAUGUAAAACACUUCAGAAUCCUUGUUUGUGGUGGAGAUGGGACUGUUGCAUGGGUUCUUGAUGCUAUUGAAAAGCAGAACUAUGAAUCUCCUCCCCCUGUUGCCAUUCUUCCAUUAGGAACAGGAAAUGACCUAUCCCGUGUUAUGCGCUGGGGUGGAGGUCUGUCUUCUGUUGAAGGACAAGGGGGAAUAUGUGCACUUCUAAAUGAUGUUGACCAUGCAGCAGUUACAGUGCUGGAUCGCUGGAAUGUUGCCAUCAAAGAGAAGAAUGGAGCAGAAGAUCAAUGCACCAAGCAAGUUAAAUUUAUGACUAAUUAUAUAGGCGUCGGAUGUGAUGCCAAGGUUGCAUAUGACUUCCACACUACUAGAGAAGAAAGACCAGAUAAAUUCUGCAGUCAGUUUGUCAACAAGCUGAUAUAUGCUAGAGAAGGCGCUAAGGAUAUCAUGGAUAGGUCAUGUUCUGAUUUACCGUGGCAUGUUAGCCUUGAAGUUGAUGGAAAGAACAUUGAAAUUCCAGAGGAUGCAGAAGGUGUGAUUGUUCUGAAUAUACCUAGCUACAUGGGCGGUGUUGAUCUUUGGCAAAAUGACAAUGAACAUGAUGAUGAUUUUGGUUUGCAAUCCGUGCAUGACAAAAUGCUCGAGGUUGUCUGUAUUUCUGGGAUGUGGCAUCUAGGAAAACUGCAGGUGGGACUCUCUAGAGCACACAGGCUAGCCCAAGGGAAAGUUAUAAGAUUGCACCUCCACAGUUCAUUCCCUGUUCAGGUUGAUGGCGAGCCAUGGAUCCAGCCACCUGGGUGCCUUGAGAUAUCUCAUCGUGGGCAGAUGUUCAUGUUGAGGAGGACAUCUGAAGAGCCCACUGGGCAUGCCGCUGCUAUCAUGAGUGAGGUUCUUGUGAAUGCAGAGUGCAAUGGUGUGAUCGAUGCUGCUCAGAAGAGAUUACUCCUCCACGAGAUUGCACUACGUUUAUCCUCCUGACAGUCCAACGGCAGUCCUUCCCUCCAUCUCUUACACCAAUACCAUACUAAUGCUGAUACCGAAUCCACUCCCUUUUGUGUUGAGAAGUCCUGCACAGAUGAGAAAGGCAUACGGUAGAUGUUGACGUAUACAUAUAGGAAAUAGGAGAUUUCCUCUGUUCAUGAUGGACGUAUACAUAGAUUACCUUUUUCACGUUAGGUAAGCUUCUUUGUUUACUGGGGUCUUCUGAGGUGCCAGAUGAAGUGGCCAUCAAGGUGAGAGAAUACCAGUUUACAGAGAGAUUUUGUAGUGCGUAGAACACUGUUACUGCACAUAGGGCUCAAUGAGAGUUGUAAGGUGUAUCUAGGGUGUAUCGGUGGCCUAUACAAAAGGUAUAAUGUAAGUUUAAUCCCUCAAAAUUUUGACAGUAAGACUGGAUUGUUCUUGUGGCGGCAUAGAUUCUUCUAAAUGCUGUCGUGACUGCUUAUUGUGCUCUUCCUAGUAGAAUAUUCUAGAUUGCUACAGUUUACACUUGUACGGUGUCUUACUGUCUGUGAUCUUAACUGUAACUCUCAUGCUAUCUGGUGAUGGAAAUUGUUAUUCUAUUCUCUCCUAUAUAAGCCCUUUGC